GCAUCUCCCCCGGCCCCCCACUUUCAUGGUUAAUGCUCGCCCACCUCCUCUUUCUUUCUGAAGCAACAACGCUUCCACCGCUUUCAUCUGGUUCACUCAAGAAAGAGCCCUAGUAGCCAAAGCCAAUGGCAGCUGCAAUUUCAGGUUCAUGGUCUUCCAAGCCCUCUCCAAUCACUUCGCAACACCCAUCAUUAUCAUCCAAGAUUGGCCUUAAGCCUUGGACGCUGUCCACAAAACCCAACUACCCCAUUUCCAGACCAAAUCAAAGCAAAAAUCAGAACUACUUUUCAUCAUGCUCCACACAAUUAAAUGCGACCUUGAAGAAUCCAAGAGGCUUCGGUCGGCCACCAAAGGAAAGCAAGAAGACCACCACCAAGAAGAAGACGGAACAAAACAAUGACAGUGGCAAUGAAGAUGAGGAAGACGAAGAGGACGAAGCAGAAGAAGGCAUAAUACCAGAGAUAGUGACCAACAGGAUGAUAACCAGGAUGGGAUUCACAGUUGGGCUUCCACUGUUUAUGGGACUAUUGUUUUUCCCAUUCUUCUACUACUUGAAAGUUGGUCUCAAAAUUGAUGUGCCCACAUGGGUGCCCUUCAUUGUGUCAUUUGUGUUCUUUGGGACAGCUCUUGCGGGAGUGAGCUAUGGGAUUGUGUCCUCUAGUUGGGACCCUAUGAGGGAAGGGUCGCUCUUGGGUUGGAAUGAGGCUCAGAAGAAUUGGCCUGUAUUUUGGAGAUCUCUUAGGGGUGGAUCGAGGAAGAACUAGGAUUGCUAAACUAUAGUAUUUAGAAAACCUUCUUUUUUCUUCCAACAUUUUGAUGGGAUCAUUUUUCUUAGCAAGAUAUUGUCUCUCUUCUUUUUGGUAUUGACAAAUGUUAGUAGCUA
This is a messenger RNA of Rosa chinensis, 883 nucleotides long. RefSeq names its product protein PAM68, chloroplastic. The record is from RefSeq and is a predicted model, not a curated record. The transcript is spliced from 2 exons. NCBI's taxonomy places the organism in Eukaryota, Viridiplantae, Streptophyta, Magnoliopsida, Rosales, Rosaceae. The coding region runs from base 126 to 764 and encodes 212 amino acids.